UCGAUGUUUUGAUCAUUGUGAUAAUAAUUAGUGUGUUACACGAGCCGAUUGAGUUCAGAAGUCGCUUAUGUUACUUACUCUACAAUAAUCUAUUUAUUAGAUAUGAGUCAGAUAUUCGGGGUGUUUCUUAUAUUGUGGCUGAUAAACUACUCAGCUGCUCAAGAUGCAAACUGCGAUUUUUAUCAAAAUGUAGAAGUAGGCUACACAUACUACAUCUAUAGUCCAGGGUAUCCCAAUAACUACUUGCCGGGCAUACAAUGCCGGUGGAUCGCCGUCUGCCCAACAGGGUACAACUGUAGACUCAAUUGUCCUCAAAUCUCGAUCCCUCGUGAGAAUACACAAACAUGCACCAUAGAUCGCCUGCUGGUCUCCCGCAGUGGUGACCCUAUACUCGCUGCAGCCGACCCGUAUUGCGGUCUGAGGGCAAUAAACGCCGUCUCUACGGGUCAAAGAUUGUCUGUAGGUUUAAUAACCAGUCGUAAUAGUCCUGGCGGUAGGUUCUAUUGUGAGCUGACGGCACAACCCGCGGGCCCUGCUUCUGGUUGCACUUGCGGUGUCAGAAGACAGAACCGUAUCGUUGGUGGUCAAGAAACAGGCAUUAACGAAUACCCAAUGAUGGCAGGAGUCAUCGACGUUGACAUCAGUCAGAUCAAAUGCGGGGCUGUGAUCAUCACGAAUAGGUUCGUCAUGUCUGCAGCUCAUUGCGUGGUGGGACGCAAUGUGGCCCGCACGGCCAUCGUGGUUGGGGAGCAUAAUGUGCAAGUCGGUGACUCCCCAGCCACCGCUGUUUAUCGGGUGCAAAGAUUUAUCAUACAUCCACUGUACAAUGAGAAUAUUUUUGACUACGACGUAGCAUUGAUUGAAGUUGUUGGAACUAUAGCCUUCAGCGAUCGCGUCAAUGCUGUGUGCUUGCCUUUCAAUUCCCAAGACUCGGACCUUACUGGGAGCAAAGUUACUUUAUUAGGUUGGGGUACUAUAUACCCUGGCGGUCCGACGUCAUCAUAUCUCCAGAAGGUGGAUGUGGAUGUCAUUAGUCAGCGUGCUUGCAGUUCUUUGGUCAGGACCCUGACUGACAGACAGAUGUGCACUCUUACCCCGGGAAAAGACGCUUGUCAGGAUGACUCGGGCGGGCCCACUCUAUACACGGACCCCGUAACCGGGCUCCUGUUCAGCGUGGGCGUCAUCAGUUCCGGGCGGAAUUGUGCAUCCAGGACCGACCCUGGCAUCCACACGAGGGUCAGCAGUGUACUCUCGUGGAUAGUCCAAAACGCACCGUACAAUUACUGUCAAAAAGAAUACGCAACUGCGAUAUAACUGGACGCCGAACUUUUAUAUAAGAAAGUGAAUGCCCGACAUUGUGGAAUAGUACAUACAUAAAUGUAUGGACAUCAUUUCGCAUAUAAGUGAUUGGUUAUAUCAACAAUUAUAUAAAUGUUACUAAGUAGCUGACUCAGCGAAAGUUGUUUUGUCUUAUAAAUUAUUUCUGAGCAAUAUCUCGAGAAAAAAAAAUGUAUGAAUAAAAAAGGUAUCCCUGUUAUCCGAUUCUCAGACCCAUUUUAUAUUAGAAGAUUAAUAAAAUAUACGUGCCUAUUUGAAAAGAUAAUAUUCCUUCCCAACCACAGUAUUAUGCCAAA
Molecule: messenger RNA, 1634 nt
Organism: Trichoplusia ni (cabbage looper)
Lineage: Eukaryota; Metazoa; Arthropoda; Insecta; Lepidoptera; Noctuidae
Product: venom serine protease 34-like
Exons: 10
Coding region: 103-1314 (403 amino acids)
Biological process (GO): proteolysis
Molecular function (GO): serine-type endopeptidase activity
Source: RefSeq, a predicted model, not a curated record